AUGUGCGGCAGUGGGAAUCCCUGUUGGGGUUGCGGGCGCUGUGCCCCCAGCCCCAUGCUCCUCUUGAGCCUGUUACUGUUUGCAGCCCCGUUUGGUCUGCUCGGGGAGGAGACUCGCCAGGUGUCUCUGGAGGUCAUCCCUGGCUGGCUGGGGCCCCCCCAGAACUUGCUUCAUAUCCGGGCAGUGGGCACCAACUCCACGCUGCACUACGUGUGGAGCAGCAUGGGGCCUCCAGCAGUGCUGCUGGUGGCCACCAACACCCCCAACAGCUUCCUGAGUGUCAACUGGAGUCGCCUGCUAUCCCCUGAGCCUGAUGAGGGCCUGAUGGUACUCCCUAAGGACAGCAUCCAGUUUUCUUCUGCCCUUGUCUUUACCAGGCUGUUUGAGUUUGACAGCACCAACAUGUCUGAUGUAGCAGCAGAGGUCCCAGGAAAACUGUAUCCCCCAUACUCUUUGGCUGAGUUCUACUGGAACAACAUCACUGACUCAUUGGACACCGCCACCCUGAGUGCCACAUUUCAAGGCCACCCCAUGCACGACCCUACCAAGGCUUUUGCCAAUGGCAGCCUGGCCUUCAGGGUCCAGGCGUUUUCCAGAUCCGGCCGACCAGUCCAACCCCCUCGCCUCCUGCACACAGCAGACACGUGCCAGCUGGAGGUAGCCCUGGUUGGAGUCUCUCCCCAGGGAAACCGCUCCCUGUUUGGGCUGGAGGUAGCCACCUUGAGCCAGAGCCCUGACUGUCCCUCAAUGCAAGAGCAACAUUCUAUCGAUGAUGAGUAUGCACCUGCUGUCUUCCAGUUGGACCAGCUGCUGUGGGGCUCCCUCCCAUCAGGCUUUGUGCAAUGGAGGCCAGUGGCUUUCUCCCAGAAGCAGGGUAGCCGAGAAUCAGCACUACCCUGCCAAAUAUCCUCACUUCACCCUCCUUUGGCAUACCACCUCCCCCAGUCACCCAUUGUCCGGGCCUUCUUUGGGUCCCAGACCAACUUCUGUGCCUUCAAUCUGACAUUUGGGGCUUCCACAGGCCCUGGCUACUGGGACCAACACUACCUCAGCUGGUCAAUGCUCCUGGGCAUAGGCUUCCCUCCAAUGGACACCCUGUCCCCAUUAGUCCUGGGCAUCAUGGCGGUGGCCCUGGGUACUCCAGGGCUCAUGCUGCUAGGGGGAGGUCUGAUUCUGCUACUGCGCCACAAGCAGUACUCAGAGUACCAGCGCAUAAAUUGAGGCCCACUUUCUAGAGGGAAGGACAUCACUGGACCUGCCUUGCUGUGCCUCAAACCUCUGGGAGGUUGGAGGGUCAGUGUUUCAGCCAGGCCCCUCUCCUCUUCCAUCUUGAUUUUCUACAGAACCUCAAACCCCAGCCUCAACUCUCUGGGGACUCCCAGGUGGGGCUUCCUUCAUAC
Orycteropus afer afer is the source of this 1400-nucleotide messenger RNA. RefSeq names its product glycosylated lysosomal membrane protein (gene GLMP). Gene Ontology annotation, cellular component: lysosome. Lineage: Eukaryota; Metazoa; Chordata; Mammalia; Tubulidentata; Orycteropodidae. The record is from RefSeq and is a predicted model, not a curated record.